UGGAGAUGCAUCUGAUGUAGCGGUGGCAUGGGGCGGAUGGGUACGGGAUCGGAGGGGAUACACACGUGAUUGCUAGAUUUGCUCCCGUGAUUUGUGGUGUCAACAAAAACCUUCCUAUUUGGGCAGGGCCUGCCAAAAAAUCGGACCGUUUGGGAAUUGGCUUCAAAAUAACCUUUGGCUCAAUCGUCGGCCAUGGAUUCCAGCCAAUAGACUUGGCGUACUGGGGGCUCGGACAGUGUGAAUUUCUUUUUGUAGGAUGCCUUGCCUGCCUCUGGUAUCUUCGGAUUACUGCACUGGGUGCAUGACGGUAGCUGAUAGGAAAUGAGAUGGCCGACUGUAGAUGUCUGGCGAAACUCCAGCAACCAACUCCGUUCAUCUCGCCAUUGCUAUCAACAUGGAGCUGGAUACCCUUGAGCAUCGGCGACCCGUCAGCUGCUAUGUCACCCCCCCGCUUGAUUCCGCCAUCGAGUUCGUCAGGCUCGAGGACGCCUAUACCCCCAGAAGCGACACGUUUUCAUACAACGGCUCGCCACUAGCGUCUCCCGUGUCGUCCACCUCCGAGCACGUAACAGUCGACACCCCCCCAGCGAAGCCUGUUCCACAGGCUUCUCCCAAGCAGAAACAGGGCCUCUUCAGGCGGCUUUCCAGCAAGUUCUCCCGGGCUGGCACCAGGACUACUUCGGCCACCUCCUCGCCAGUGGCACGCCAGGAUGCCAGAUGGGAAUCCGCCAAGUCGCCAGCUCUCUCUCCCGAGAAGAAGCUGCUAGGACGGAGCUUCUCGCUCAAGUCGAUCCGGUCCAAAGGGGCAGAGUCCCCCACCCCGCCGUUGAAGGUACAAUCACCCAGAAAGGCGCCUGGACCACGAACGCCAGUGAUCCUCCAGGACCCGCCAGUGAUCAGGCGCAACCAGCCCUCCAAGUCCGCAUACAGACACAGUGUUCAUGGCACCAGUUUUGUCAGCAGUGACUAUGUGCGAUCGCCCACAACGACACCAAAAUCGGCUGUCUCGCCCACCAGCCAGAAAUUGCAGCCUGUGGCUGACGAACACGAGCCAGUGACUCCCACUCGUCGGUUGGCCCGCCAGCCGUCGCACAACGCCACUCUCGCCAGUGUCCAGCGCAGGAACUCGCGCUAUAGCAUGGCCUCCAGGCCCACUGACUCCAGCACCUUGGACAAGGGCUCAGUACACUCGGUGCUGACGUCCGUGUUGGGGUUGGGGUUGAGUACGCCAGUGCACUCGCGACUGGUGCCUGGGCUCACCACCAACCACCAGCUCAAGCUCAAGAUCUUCGUGGAGCAGAAGGGUCCCCACGCCAACGAAGAGGUGGAGUUCAUUGCCCUCCGCAUGCGUAAAGACAGACUCAACCACGUGAACGAGCUUAUCAACUUGGUGAUGUUCAAGCUCUUGAGCACCAAGAACGACUUGAACUUGAACCACGUCCGCUUGCUCAUCAUCUUCCGGGACCCCAGCUUGAACCCGGUGGUGUUGAAGCCGUCGGUGGACGAGGCCACCGCCGAGCGCGGGUUGGUGUGCUUGAGCAACGACGCGCUCUUGUUGGACUACAUCUUGUUGAAGGACAAGCUCUACAUAAAGGCACAAUACACACCAUAAUCGGCGGGUCUGAUUAUGCUCCCAGAAUUUCGUACAGGACAGGUAGCUAUUAACACGGUGAUAUAGCGUCACUGGAGCUUUAUCCUUGGGAAUAUCACCAAUAUCCAUAGCACAAGUGCUAGAUCAGUAUCUUCGCCUCUGAAAAGCUUACCCUUCUUGUGAGUAUCACCUCAACAUCAACUGGUAAGAGCAGCCAAAUGAUACCAGGAGUGGCAUCAAAUGCGAUCUCUUGAAUGGGUCUAGUGGUCCCUGUGAGCUAUUUCUUGAGAACCUCACCUCAACAUAAGAAACCAAACUGCCUGGUGUUGCCUUAUCAUCACUGUAAGCGUUACCCUUCUUGUGUAUAUACAAUCCAACACGACUCAAUCACCGUUACUGGAGCUUUGCUCCCUUGUGAAUAAAUUACGUCCUGUCCGUAGAUUCGCAACCGGUCCAGGGCUGCAACCACCAGUUAGGCGCCAAUUGCCGCGUUUUCUC
Molecule: messenger RNA, 2089 nt
Organism: Suhomyces tanzawaensis NRRL Y-17324
Lineage: Eukaryota; Fungi; Ascomycota; Pichiomycetes; Serinales; Debaryomycetaceae
Exons: 1
Coding region: 341-1612 (423 amino acids)
Source: RefSeq, a predicted model, not a curated record